Trichobilharzia regenti is the source of this 1707-nucleotide messenger RNA. NCBI's taxonomy places the organism in Eukaryota, Metazoa, Platyhelminthes, Trematoda, Strigeidida, Schistosomatidae. The record is from the annotation of a GenBank genome assembly.
AUGUUUCUUGCAUGGUGUUUAGUACAUGUACUUUCUUUAUCCUCAGUUUAUGCUUAUGAUAAUUCAGCCUCUACCUACUUGCUAGAACAUAGUUUACUGGAAGAUGGAGCUUUCAGCCAAUUAAAUGGAAUUAUGAUCAAAUCAUCUUCUGGGGUACUAAGUUUAGUAUCUGAUGGCCAUAGUUUUACCGCGAAUGAAAAACAGCUGUUACUAGAGUCUGCUAAGGCUGGCAGGCUGUAUACUAUUCGUAUUCCCAUCUCGGACAAAGAGUUCGUUGAGUCUUCUAUCCUAGCGUGCCAACUUGUUGCUUCUAGGAUGAAACUUAAGUUAACUCUUAGUGUUAACGACGUUGGAAAUCCAGUCGCCAUACAUUUAAGUACUUCAAAAUAUGACUGUCCCUCUGAUACUUCCAUCAAUCACUUGGACCUUCCAGACAUAUCUGUGAACUUCGAAAUUCAGAAACCGAAGUUGGGAUCAAGUCCGGAGACUGCAAAAUAUCUUGAAAGACUUGAAAGACAACGGGAAGAGAUGGCUCGCGCUGAACAGAGUGACAACCGCUCAUUUUUCGCAAAAUAUUGUUUACUUUUGAUAUGCACCUAACCCAAAUGAUGCAGAAUGACUACUAGUCAUCGACAACCAUUUUUAACUGGGCAUAUUUUCCAUCCUGAUGUGAAUUGAGCUUACGUUUUGCACAAAUGUAAAUAACAGGCUCUGAAAUGUAGAAAUACACGCAUCCGAGAUUUGCUAUAUUUUUGGUUGAUUAACUGACCAAUGUAGGAAUUUCCACGGAAUUAUACUAGUUCAAGUUGCUACUUCUACGUAAGCUGAAGGUGGGAUUCUUGUUUGUCAUUCAAGUAUCCUUUUGACUAUGAUAACUGCGGAUAGCGUUUCGAGAGAUGAUACAAUGUUAGUGAAAACAGUCUAUUCUCAUUCAUGUAGUCCUUUGGGAGCUCGUAAAGAGUUGUUGUCUAAAGUGCUGACACCUAGCGUUAUGUGUCAAAAAUACUUGAUGACAUCACCCGUCUUCACUUCCAUCAUAUAUGUACUAAUAGUGGUUGACUUUGAUUCAUCUGGGAUUGAGUUGUUACUCAUGUCAAGCGUAAGAUCAUUCUCCAGGACUGAUCUGCACCUAGUCUAGUUUGAAGAUAAGUAGUGAGAUUGUUGGAAAGUGGCAUCAACCCCAAUGUACUGAUUUCCAACGAGGUCUCAGGACGGAUUCAAAAUGCACUUUUAUCAUUUACCAAUUUGCAUUAUCUUUGGCUUUGGCAUGACAGCCAUUUCACUUCAUGACUGUGAGACCAGUCUGUUAAAGGUGCAAUAUGUAGAAAGAACAGCGGUUUCCAACCGCCAGUGCUUCCAUAUAGUUUCGUGUUAGGUGUACUGUGGUUAAUGGUAGUGAGUUUACGUGCGCCGUUAGAUAAGAAUGGUGAGCUAAUCGAUAAGGCUGUGUAUUUCGAGAUGGCUGGGGUAUCAUUUAUGCUUGCCGAGCUAACAGCUUCCUUGACAACCUGUGUUAGCCGAAGUAGUAUUAGAUUUAAAAAAACUUGUUGGAAGUAUUAGAACAAGACAUAUAAGUGAACAAUAUUUUCACUUAGAUCUUCUUCAGGCUUUACUCUAAUUUACAUAGACUUAUAUAUAAAAAUUUUUAACCAAUGACGGUGAUUUUGUGGAUCAAAUAAUAACAAUAAUGUGGUAAAUGUUUUGAAC